UGCGAAUCUCUCAAAUUCCCAACACACUCAGACCUUUGAACAACCGUGGUCUGCACCAACCUUCAGAGAAAGAUGUGAGAAUCCCUGCAUAUCGCUGCGGAAAUUGGUCUGCAGCAUGCUGAUUCUAAGGAUGUACAGUGAACUCCGAGAUUCGUCUUGAUCAGAAGCCACAAUGCCUUUCACCAAAGAAGUCAAGAACUCGCCGUACUUUUCGCGCUUCCAGACCAAGUACAAGCGUAGAAGAGCCGGAAAGACCGAUUACUAUGCUCGUAAGCGAUUGAUCGCCCAAGCCAAGAACAAGUACAACGCUCCCAAGUACCGAAUGGUCGUGCGCUUCACCAACCGCGACAUCAUCUGCCAACUGAUCACCGCCGAACUCUCGGGAGACAAGGUCUUUUGCGCCGCCUACGCACACGAGCUUAAGAGAUAUGGAAUCCAAAACGGUCUGACCAACUGGUCCGCUGCCUACGCCACCGGUCUCCUCCUGGCCCGCCGUGCUCUCAAGAAGCUCAACCUGGACGAGGAUUUCACCGGUGUUGAAGAGGCGGACGGUGAGUACAAGCUCACCGAAGCCGCCGAGGUUGACGGAGAGGAGCGCCGCCCAUUCAAGUGCUUCCUCGACGUCGGUCUCCACCGAACCUCGACCGGUGCCCGUGUCUUUGGUGCCAUGAAGGGUGCCUCCGACGGCGGUCUCUUCAUCCCACACAACGAGAAGCGAUUCCCCGGCUACGACCAGGAAUCCAAGGAACUCGAUGCCGACACCCUCCGCCGGUACAUCUUCGGUGGCCACGUCGCCGAGUACAUGGAGACCUUGGCCGACGAUGACGAGGAGCGCUACAAGUCCCAAUUCGUCAAGUACCUUGACAACGAUGUCGAGGCCGAUGGUCUGGAGGAGCUGUACAGCGAGGCCCACGCCGCCAUCCGCGAGGACCCCUUCAAGAAGGAUGACGACGAGGGUGAGAAGAAGGACAAGGCUCACUGGAAGGCAGAGGGCAAGAAGCACAAGGUCUCGAAGUUGUCCAAGGCUGAGAAGGAGAAGAGAAUCCAGGAAAAGAUUGCUGCUCUUGCACAAUAGAGCCUUUCUAUCUAUCUGCCUGCUUACCCACCAUCUGGUCGAUGUCAAUGGAGUCUCGGAGUGAGUUGAUUACCAUACUCGGGGGGGAUAUGACAUGGAGAAACAAUUGAGAUUGGUUCAGCCUCAGCAUAGUGAGCAGAAGAAAAGUUGUGUCCUUGUCCGGCCCAUUCACAAUGGCCCUGCCGUAGGCAAAUCAAAAAAAAAUUGCCGCCGCCAGAGUGAUUGCAUAUGUUGAUGAAUCAAAGAAUGAUAACCAAAGAAUUUUG
Messenger RNA from Exophiala oligosperma, 1341 nucleotides. Its product is annotated as 60S ribosomal protein L5. Bases 173 to 1075 code for a protein of 300 amino acids. Lineage: Eukaryota; Fungi; Ascomycota; Eurotiomycetes; Chaetothyriales; Herpotrichiellaceae. Gene Ontology annotation, cellular component: cytosolic large ribosomal subunit; ribosome. Gene Ontology annotation, biological process: ribosomal large subunit assembly; translation. Gene Ontology annotation, molecular function: structural constituent of ribosome; 5S rRNA binding. The record is from RefSeq and is a predicted model, not a curated record. The transcript has 3 exons.